AUGGCUUCCACUUGCAGAGUCUCGGUCUCCCUCCUCUCCAUCACACUCUUCUCCUUCCUCAUCUCACCGGCCUCGUCUCAGCACGAGCACCCGCUUGAUCCGUUGACGCCGGAGGAAUUCUCUCUGAUUCGACAUGCGGUGAUGAGGUCGUACGGGGCGUCGAGUGAAAACGUAACGUUUCAUUACGUGGGUCUCGACGAGCCAGAUAAACCGCUCAUUUACUCGUGGAUGUUGAACCAAACUGAUAAGAUACCCCCUCCGCGUCGAGCCUCUGUAGUCUUGCGGUUCCACGAGCAAACACAUGAGCUCAUCGUGGACUUAUCAAGCCAUCGACCAUCGAUCGUCUCCAAGGAGAAUUACAACAUGUCCGACGUUGUGUGCGCAUGUUACACGGUUGGAUGGUACGGAGAGCCGAGAAGCAGGAGGGUCAUGAAGGUCCUAGCUUACUACACCAAUGGCAUGGUCAACUUCUACAUGAGACCCAUCGAAGGCAUAGUCAUGGUGGUCGAUUUGGAACUGAUGAAGAUAGUGAAGUAUCACGACCGGUUCGCGACCACUGUGCCGACGGCUGAGGACACCGAGUACCGUCUGGAGAAGCAAAACCCGCCCUUUGGGCCGCAUCUGAAGGGCACGGCCAUCGUGCAACCCGAUGGACCUGGCUUCGAGAUCAAGGGACAUACUAUCAGCUGGGCAAAUUGGAAGUUCCAUAUUGGGUUCGACGCCCGAGUCGGUCCAAUCAUCUCGCUAGCAUCGAUCUACGAUCUCGAGAGGGGCAAAUAUCGACAGGUACUAUAUAGAGCCUACGUGUCUGAGGUCUUCGUGCCCUAUAUGGACCCAACCGAAGAGUGGUACUACAAGACCUAUUUUGACUCCGGGGAAUUUGGGUUCGGAUUGUCCGCAGUGUCGCUCCAGUCGGGGGUGGAUUGCCCCAAUAAUGCGAUAUUCAUGGACGGAUUCUACGCGGGCCAAGAUGGUACCCCUGUAAAGAUAUCGAAUGUAACUUGUGUAUUUGAAAAGUAUGCAGGAAACAUCAUGUGGCGACACACUGAGAUUGGAAUUUCGGAUGAGACGAUAAGAGAGGUCAGAUCGGACGUGAGCCUGGUGGUAAGGUCGGUGUCUACAGUCGGCAAUUAUGACUACAUUCUUGAUUGGGAAUUCAAGCCAAGUGGAUCAAUCAAAUUUGAGGUCGGACUGACUGGACUGCUAGAAGUCAAGGCCGUGAACUACACUCAGGCAAGUCAGAUAAAAGAGGAUGAAUACGGCACGAUGGUUGGAGCAAACACCAUCGCUACGCACCACGACCACUUCUUGACCUACCAUCUCGACCUCGACGUCGAUGGUGCUCCAAACUCCUUCGUCAAGACCAAUUUGAUCACAAAACCAGUGGCUGAGGAAGGCGUGCCGAGGAAGAGUUACUGGACCGUGUCGAGCAAGACUGCGAGAACUGAGUCGGAGGCGCAGCUGCACUUGGGAUUGGAGCCAUGUGAUCUCAUCGUGGUCAACCCCAACAAGCAAACCAAAGUCGGUAACAACGUCGGGUACCGCCUCAUCCCGGGGCCGAUCGCGAGCACCAUUCUAUUCCGCGAUGAUUACCCGCAGAUCCGCGCCGCUUUCACCAACAACAACUUGUGGGUGACUCCGUACAACAAGAGCGAAAAAUGGGCCGGAGGCCGAUACGUCGAUCAAAGCCGAGGGGAUGAUACAUUAGCUGUUUGGACCAAGAGAAACGAUGAUAUUAGUAUUCAAGGAGGACGAAAAUUACAACCCGUAGAUAGGGCAUCAAUACAUAGCAAAGUCGUUAACGGUGCAGGAGGAAAGGUGGGCCAAGAAAGUGAGAGAGAAUUGCGUGCUUGGGCCUUAGCGGCCCAAUCAGCUGCAGCAUUAGCUUCUCUUCGGCAGUGUUGAAUCCGCAAGCGAGGAAAGGAGAGACGCAGCACAGAAGCAUCUGCAACAAAAGCUCGAAUCUCCCAUGGUGACGAACAGCGAUCAUUGAGGGUUUCCACAAGGGUCAGGCAGUCAGAUUCGAUGAUGAGGUGAUCUUCUUCCUUACCCUGUUCUAGCAAAUAAGUGAGAGUGGAAGUUAGGGCUUGAGCUUCGCAUUGCAGGGCUGAAGACGCAUGAACAGAACUGCUACAUCCGCCGAUCAAAAUACCAGUGUAAUCCCUGAGGACACAUGCGAUUGCACCAGUGUGGGUAUCGGAGGUAAAAGCCCCAUCAAUAUUCGCCUUAAAACUGCCUUGCUCCGGUGGAGUCCAAAGCCAAUUAGGGUUGAGCAAAGCAGAGUCCGUAAUGGCUGUUUGCUGCAGUGAAUUUCGGUAUAGCGUUGCGUCUGCGAGGGCCACAUCGACAAGUUGAUCAGGAGCUGUUCGCUGCUGCCGAAAAAUAAAAUGAUUGCGCGCCUUCCAUAUAUGCCAGAGGAUGGAAGCAACGAUCUCUUUGGAAGAUAAGAUGAUCAGCUGAAGGAGCACGACUUAAUGGGAUAGUAAGUAUCUCCUAACCGAUAUGCUGGUCAAAGUGCUGUUGAAGAAGAGAGAUAUUCCAAACCUGAGUAGGAGGGAUUAUGAAACCAGCAACCAGUUUAGAUUCUGCUCGAGGGGCUGGUCCACCAAUUAUGCCAGAGGAACAGGAAGAUUGAGAAUGAGGACAUUGUCUUGUGGUACACGUUGGGCUUUCAUCACGUUCCUUACCAAGAGGAUUUCCCGAUAAUGCUGACACUGAGCGCCGGUUUCGAGCUCCGGCCGAGCAACUUCUUCGACAGAAACCCGGUGCUCAAAACAAAAUCUCCAAAACCCGUCAUUCUGAGCUGCAAGCCCUAGAGAUGAUCUUUUUCUAAAAUUGGAGUGAUCUUAUCAGAAUCCCUAGAGAUUUUCAAAUUCAAUGUUUUAGCUCAUCCUGGAUGAAGAACAUCAGUGUAGCAAGUUUGCAAAUGUAUGACCUAAGUCAGAGUCUACUUAAACA
This is a messenger RNA of Eucalyptus grandis, 2958 nucleotides long. RefSeq names its product primary amine oxidase. NCBI's taxonomy places the organism in Eukaryota, Viridiplantae, Streptophyta, Magnoliopsida, Myrtales, Myrtaceae. The coding region runs from base 1 to 1905 and encodes 634 amino acids. Gene Ontology annotation, molecular function: primary methylamine oxidase activity; quinone binding; copper ion binding. Gene Ontology annotation, biological process: amine metabolic process. The record is from RefSeq and is a predicted model, not a curated record. The transcript is spliced from 8 exons.